This is a messenger RNA of Conger conger (European conger), 3782 nucleotides long. RefSeq names its product casein kinase I-like. Lineage: Eukaryota; Metazoa; Chordata; Actinopteri; Anguilliformes; Congridae. The record is from RefSeq and is a predicted model, not a curated record. Bases 403 to 1620 code for a protein of 405 amino acids. Gene Ontology annotation, molecular function: ATP binding; protein serine/threonine kinase activity. The transcript is spliced from 9 exons. Gene Ontology annotation, cellular component: cytoplasm; nucleus. Gene Ontology annotation, biological process: endocytosis; signal transduction; peptidyl-serine phosphorylation.
AUCAAGCAGAAAGAGGAAGAAUGUAAUAAGGCUCGGACAGCUGCGAAAGAUAGAUUUAGCCAUUCAAAUCCGCCUCCAUCUUCUGUUAUACUAAGAGGGAUGCUAUCGAAAACUACGAGAACAUAAUCUACACAUUUCAAGCUUCCAAAUAAGUCCAAUAUUGUGGUAUUCCGAAAUUCGAGAAGGUAGAAAAACAAUGGUGAAAAUUGGACUGUAAAAGGACCAAUAUACCUGGGAGCCGUAGGAGUGUGGUUGACAACGGGCUAGGGAUUGGCGUUUCGGUCGCUAUAAUAGGUCAAACUACCACAGUUGGAAAGGAGAAUAUCGGUAGUUUGAAUUUUACAAUAAAUUAACGUUAGUUACAUAGCUGUCCCAGUUAGCUAGGAACAUAACAUUGAAGCCAUGGAACUGAGAGUGGGGAACCGAUACAGACUCGGCAGAAAAAUUGGAAGUGGGUCUUUUGGAGAUAUUUAUUUGGGGACAGACAUUUCGGUGGGGGAAGAAGUGGCCAUCAAGCUGGAAUGUGUGAAAACGAAACAUCCGCAGCUCCACAUCGAGAGCAAGAUCUACAAGAUGAUGCAGGGGGGAGUUGGCAUUCCAACAAUCAAGUGGUGUGGAGCGGAGGGGGACUACAACGUGAUGGUGAUGGAGCUGCUGGGGCCCAGCCUGGAGGACCUCUUCAACUUCUGCUCGCGGAAGUUCAGCCUGAAGACCGUCUUACUGCUGGCUGACCAGAUGAUCAGUCGCAUCGAGUACAUCCACUCCAAGAACUUCAUCCACAGAGACGUGAAGCCCGACAACUUCCUAAUGGGUCUCGGGAAGAAGGGAAACCUUGUUUACAUCAUCGACUUUGGCCUGGCCAAGAAGUACCGGGAUGCCCGCACACACCAGCACAUCCCCUACCGCGAGAACAAGAACCUGACUGGCACUGCCCGCUACGCAUCCAUCAACACACACCUGGGCAUCGAGCAAUCCCGUCGUGAUGACCUGGAGUCUCUUGGCUACGUGCUGAUGUAUUUCAACCUGGGGUCUCUGCCCUGGCAAGGCCUGAAGGCCGCCACCAAGAGGCAGAAAUAUGAGCGCAUCAGUGAGAAGAAAAUGUCCACUCCCAUAGAGGUCCUUUGCAAGGGAUACCCAUCUGAAUUCGCCACGUACCUCAACUUCUGUCGCUCCCUGCGCUUCGACGACAAGCCCGACUACUCCUACUUGAGACAGCUCUUCAGGAACCUCUUCCACAGACAGGGCUUCUCCUACGACUACGUCUUCGACUGGAACAUGCUGAAGUUUGGGGCCAACCGGGCGGCCGAGGACGCGGAGCGUGAGCGGAGAGACCGGGAGGACCGGCUGAGGCACGGCAGGAACCCCGGGCCCAGAGGAAUGCCCUCCGCCUCGGCCAGACCCAGGGGGGCACAGGACGCCGCGGCCCCGGCCCCUCUCAACCCUGCCUCACACACAGGAAUGGAGCGAGAGAGGAAGGUGAGCAUGAGAUUACACCGCGGAGCCCCCGUCAACAUCUCCUCCUCUGACCUGACCGGGCGGCAGGAUACCUCCCGCAUGUCCACCUCACAGAUCCUGUCUCGCGUGAACCCUAGCGGUCUCCACUCUGCUGUACCUCGAUGAGGCACCACUUCGCGCCACGGAGGCGGACAAUGCAUGGCUGAUUGUCACUAGUGCUAUUCCAACAACCUCACUUCCACAGCAGCUGAAGUAAAACCAGCUCCUCUUUCAACUACACCGAACGACUUUCUGGCCUUUUUAAAUCGUCUCUGACACGCGCACACACUUCUCAGACGUACGCACGGACACACACACACACACACACACACACACACACACACACACACACACACACACACACUUCUCGGACGUACGCACGGACACACGCACACACACACACACACACACACACACUUCUCGGACACACACACACACACACACACACACACAUGCACACACGGAGACACACACACACACACUCUCUCACUGAACGGGACAAGGCCUACGUGUGUGCGUUGUUGCUGGCACAUGAAGAGGACUGCUCUUGAGAGCUGCUGCUGUCUGCCACCGCCAUGGCCUUCCAGGGACGCUUCACCAUGCGAGCCGGUCUCACUCUACCUUCUACCGCCAUUCAUCUGCCCCCCACCCCCCGCUGGAAAAACCUGUUCAUAGUCCUGUUGUGCUUUCACGCAGUAAAUAUCAUGUCCGUUCGCCUCUCCAGUCUUUCACUUCUUUUCUAUCAAUGCAGUCGGUUUAGAGUGGUAGUCUGUUCCAUUUUUCUUGUCUGAAUUCGUAGGCAGAAAUCCACUUAAUAAAAUGGCAAAUAUGCAGAUGCUUAUUUUAAUUUUAAUUGGCCCAUUUUUUAAAAUUAUUUAAUCAUUUUAAGAUCCCUCAAUAACUUGGUUUCCCAUCUAAGCCUAUGGUGUGUUUUAUUGGUGAUCACUGCUGUUCAGUUUAGCUAACUUCAAGUCAGGAACAGACAUAUGGAAACACAACUGCAAACCUUCAUUGGGGAAACCAGCAUUUGCAGCUUGAAGCAGUGGUUUUGUUGAUCUUUCUUCAUCUGAUAUUUGGGUUAUUCUUUUGAGGGCUUUUGUUUCCUGUUACUAUGUCAAACGCCUACUUCUCUUGACUGUUGCUGUACAGUAUAUUGCAUUCCUUUCUAUUUUUUAUUUUAAAACUGUGAAAUAUGUGUAUUAUAGAAAUGUAAAUGUUUUUGAUUUUUGGAUUUUGCCCAAGUCCCCGGCCCUGCCGUCAGUAAUGGGACCUCUGAGCCAGGCGAUUUCAGUGCUCCUGCCUCCAGGCUCUUUAAUCAAGUGGCCUCUCUUCUUCUAGAAUAUUCUCGGCAGAGGACCUCCACACCUCAAAGCCGGAUCAGCAGAAAUCGAGCACCUGUCGCCAUAGACUGUUUUUAAACAUUUGUAUGUAAUCUUUUUUUUUUUUUUUUUUUUUCUUUUAAAGUUUUAGCUUGUAACUUUGAAAGUGAUCUAUUGGGUUAAAGGAUGUCUCACAUUACGAAGGCUCUCAGUACAGUACCUGCAGAACCCUCUAAUAGGACUUCUGGUGCGACGUGUGUGGGCUUGCAUGUUCUGUUAGUUAGGUAAUACUUUGUGGAAUAAGUGAGAGAGGCUGCCUAUAUCCUUAUCAAGUUAAUAAAAGUGACUACUUCACUAUUGUGGAGGAAGGGGCACAGUUGGAUUAUCUCUGGAUUCUGUUUGUCACUGUUGUGGAGGGAUGGUGUACAGUUUUAUGAGCUCUGGACUCUUGGGGGAAUACUAUAGGAUGUUUGAUGGCAAAGUACUAUUAACAUAAGCAGUGCCGACCUUGGUAGCUGUUUGUGUGUGGUCUCAACAAAUUGUGAAUGCACCGACACUCGGUUUUUGUUUUGGUAAAAUCUUCCAGCGAGUGUACUCUGAAUUAUUUUAUUUUUUUCGUCCCCCUCCCCCCCCUCCCCGGUUUAGAUCAGUGAAUGCAGAUCACAGCUUUUUGGAUCUGUGAGUUAUGACAUUGGCCUUUUAAAUGUAUCUGUAAUGGUACGUAAUGAAUCCAUCUCUGGCUGUGUGGGGCAGUACAGCGCUGCUCUCCCUCUCUCUCUCCCUGGUUUCUUCCUCCACUCUCCCCACAGUUCUGGUGUUCCCCUCCCGGCCGGUCGUGCCCCGCCUCCUGACAUCACACUCUGCUGUAUCCUGUGUAAUUAUGGUAACCUAGACCUGUAAGAGUUUCUCAUUUGUAUUGCCACUGUAUUUGUGUACUUUAAAAUUGUGUAAAUAAAUUAAGUACUUCUA